GUUCUUUUGAAAAUUUCUCUCCAUAAUCUCACUACAAUGAAUAAGACAAAGGAAGCCAUAAGUAACUUUAAGGCCUGUGUGUCCUGGGGUGAAUCAUAGCAGGUCUGAUCAUGAUUGAUCUGUUUCCUGAAUGCACGUUCUUCGGUGGACCGAUCCCGCUAUUUCACUGGGAUCUCCGAGGCCUCCUGACACACAACUUCCAUGUAUGGCGAAAUGUCCAACCUCGCUCGCACACAAGUGCUCGCCUGUAUGCCGCUUAUGCCUCCCUCUCCAUUCCAUACUUCAUCUCGGAUGGUGAUCUCUGCUGCCUACCGAGGGCUGUCUUCUCGAGCCCGCCCACGACAUCGUCGUCACGUCCCUCCAGCUUUGCGCGAGGUCUGGAGUUUCCGUGCUCUCGUGGAACUGAACGGCAAGACGUUACACAGAAGUGCUCUAUUUUCGUUGAUCAUCGCCGUUCCCACAAUCACGACUAUCGACUUGCGUGAUAUUAGAGCUGUGAAGUGGCGACUCGACGACAAGUGAAAGGAGUGGGAGGGGCGCGAUGCAAAUGCAACAUUAGAUACUUUUACGGCUGAUUUGUUCCAGCUGCUCCCACCAACGUUCAAGGGUGAGCUGGAGGGUCGUCUGAUAAGCAACAGCAACUUCGAACAGACCCGCGAGGCUCGUGCGGCCGUGCCGUCUCCACCGGCUGCCGCUUCAAGAAAACUUCCCAAUCUUUAUUGCAAGGACAAGAUCCCAGAUGUGCGCGUUUUCUGGCCACCUCCUUCCACCCAGGUUCCGGAGUGCGCCACAGAUCAGCUUGGAGCUUCUCACGACGCGCCCCUGACGCCUCGGGCGCAAUGACUAGCUGUGCCAUCGCAUGAUGGUUGCAUCACGUGUCCGUGGUUAAUCAAUCAGCGGCGUGGCACUCCUCCGGUCAGAAUCUCUACUUCCAUGUACAACCGACUGACGGCGGCGACUCACCCUCUCUAUCGAGCGGUAGGCCCAUAUUUUGUUUGGAAACCCAACUCCGUUCGUAAUGACUGCUCGGCUCCUGCAUACGCCGUUCCCAUAGCGGGACGACCGGGGUUACACGGCAAGCGUUUGCGCGAUACACGCUAGCAUAACACGAUCGAGGCGUAGCUCUGCUGAGAUGAAAGUCGCCAUUGGCUAUCCCACGAAAGUGCGCGUGUGGGAGUGUCCCAGCGGCUGGUCUGAGGCGUUCAUUUCGUCUGCCAUCCGACUGAUCAUCUACGUGAUACAGAACGUCCGUCGGCCCUAACGGGGUCGACAGCAAUGGCAUGUCCAAAUUGAUGUUGUGUCUAUGCGCGCGUAUAAGUAACAGGUCUGCGAAGGAUCGCAGCGUCCCUCGCUUUCCCCAGUGAUCAUGGUCGACGCUGCCUCUGCCCCCAAACACGACCGCCUAGAUACGCAAGCGACGGUCGUAUACCCGGACGAUGCGCCUGCGCCGACGACGUAUCUGGGCUCCAGCGGGACGAAGCCCGCGAACGUGAUCCCGCCAGACCACCCGCACCGGACCCUGAUAGUGUGCUUCGACGGCACGGGCGAAUCGUUCGGUUCCGACAACUCGAACGUGAUCCAGUUCUUCUCGCUGCUGCCCAAGGCCGACCGCAGCAAGCAGAUGGUGUAUUACCAGACGGGGAUCGGCACGUACACUUCACCCCAGAUCAUGACGCCGCUUCGCGCCAAGUUCGCCCAGCUGCUGGACGAAGCGAUCGCAUGGAGCCUGGAUGCGCAUGUGAUGGGUGGGUACGAGUUUCUCAUGCAGAACUACACCGCUGGUGACCGGAUCUGCAUCUUCGGGUUCUCUCGGGGUGCCUACACCGCCCGCAGCUUAGCGGGAAUGAUCCACAAGGUCGGACUGCUGCCGACGGACAACGCGCAGCAAGUGCCAUUCGCGUACAAGAUGUACACCCGCGCGGACGAGACGGGGUGGAAGCAGUCCAACGCGUUCAAGAAGGCCUUUUCGAUCGACGUCGACAUCGAGUUCCUGGGAGUCUGGGACACGGUGAACUCUGUCGGUAUCAUCCCGAAGCGCCUGCCUUUCACGACGUCGAACACUAUCGUCCGGACCUUCCGGCACGCCAUCUCCAUCGACGAGCGCCGCGCCAAAUUCAAGGCGAACCACUGGAACCGGCCCACGGCGCACGAACAGACGCUGGGCAUUGCAGGCACGAAGCCGGCCGCAUCCCAGAACAUCGAGAUCAUCCCUGGGAGCGGGAAGGGCCAUCCGAGCGAGCACAAGCAGUCGUGGCGACACAUGGAGCGCCAAUACUCCAAAGCGUGCGACCAAUUGACCGAUGUCGACGAGGUCUGGUUCUCCGGGUGCCAUUGCGAUAUCGGCGGCGGGUCGGUCGACAGCUCGACGCGGCACACGCUGGCAAAGAUCCCGCUGCGCUGGAUGAUCCGCGAGUGCUUCAAGACCGGUAGCGGCAUCAUGUUCGACGUGGAUGGCUUGCGCUCCGUCGGCCUCGAUCCAGACAGCCUCUACCCCGUCGUCAAGCCCCGCCCAGCCGCCCUCCCACUGGGCGACCUCAAGAUCCGGGCGGUCCCAUCACCGUCUCCCCCGCUGCCCGAUCCGACGCCAGUGUUGAGCGAAGAGGAGGAGGACCUCCAUGACUCGCUCUCGCCGCUGUACGACGUGCUCGCCACGCCCCUGUCGCUGUGGUGGAUCCUCGAGUUCUACCCGAUCGAGGAACGCUAUCAGCGGCUGGACCACGAAGGCUGGGGCACGUACCUGGGCUUCAAUCUGGGCCGCGGACGGCGCGUCCCAGACGAAGGCUCGGCGGGGGUCCGCGUCCACCGCAGUGUCAAGACGAGGCUCGAGGCCGCAGCCGCGAGCGGAGGGUACGUGCCCAAGGCGGGCGUCGAUUUCAGUCGUGCGACGUGGGUUGAUUGAGGGAGUGUCGUCCCGUCCCGUAUCUGCCUGUGUGUAACCCGUUCCGUCAUCGGUAAUUCCAAAGUUUCAGCCAGAACCACAUGCAUUGGCAUGCCUGCGAAUUGGCAAAAGAGUGACAUAAAGGUUCAGUCAAGACGGAAAAUGGCUGAGACAAGGCCAACUACCGUCAACACCAUAAGCCACAUCGGAAUCCAUUGUUCUCGAGAUCAUACCCCGCCUCAUCACACCACGUGCCGGGCCUCCGCCUUCGUUGCUCUCCAAACCCACUCUGCUCCAGUCCGCACGAGCAGACGAGAUUUGCUAACGAGUUGACGACGGAAUCCACGUGGGGCGGCCAUUGUCUCUGACGACCCAAGGCGCCACAUCCAGCCUCGUGCUGAUAUCGUGUCAUUGCCACCCUCCCGCACCACUUUCUACCCACUACGUGCAUAUAAACACAUACACAGCUUCCACGACCUAAAGACGAUCUUCAUACGGUGAGUGCGUGCACGAUCCGUCGGUAGCGCCAGGACUCACCCGAUGCAGAUAUGCAAUCCACGAUGGCGCAGAGUGCCACCCUCACUGGCGAUCUCGCGCGCCUGUUCGCCGGGCUCGAGCAGAAGCGCCCAGGCGCGGGGGCCCUGGGGGAACACCCCAUGAACCAAUACCAAUACCAACACCCACCCACCCUCACCGCGGCAGCCCAUCCCCUGGCGCAAGUCAGAAACUGGGUGCUGCAGCGGUGGAUGCGAGAGCAGCUGGGUGGCAAAUGGGCGCCGCCCGCUCCCCGCACCAAGGGACACCAGAUCGGAGGCAGCAGCAGCAGCAGCCCCGCAGCGAGCAGAAGCUGCUCCGAUGCGUCGUCCUUCACCAGCUUCGCCAGCACCCUCCCCGAGUCGUCGACCGAUCCCACCGACGACGACGGCUCUCCCGCACACGGGAAGGUGGCAGCCAGUCGGCAGGUGGCAGAGAAGCUGGAGACGUCCGCUGUGGGGUCUCUGGCUUGCGAGCUCCUGGGCGCGAAAGCCCGCGAGAGCCUGGCAUUGGCAGCUAAACAUACGCGCGCGGCGAAAAACUUCGAUGAUGUGCUGGUGAUCCUCAACGGCGGGGAGAUCGACGCUGGGGACUGGACGAUGGGUGUCCUUGGAGCCGAUGCGCGGGAUGCCUUGCAGGCGUGCGGAACGGGUCCAGUGGACUCGGAUGACAUCCUGGCUGCGCUCAACGCUCAUCUGCCCACCUCGAUUUCGGUGCAGGAAGAUGAGAGAGCUUCUACGAUCGAGGACGCGAAACCGCAAUCGCUGGUGCAGGGAUGCAACGAAGGUGGCGGGAGCCAAGUCGUAGAAGAUGCGACGGGCGUUCUCGCAAGGUCGGGCGGUGCAGCCCUGACCAAGAGCAAUAUCCAAACCACGGAAAGCCGGGAGGAAUCGACUCUCAUGGGAGCAGGAGACGAUUGGAGCUGCCGCAUCGGCUGGACGCAGGGUCCCGCAGAGGAUAUCGGCACCGACCGCGUCGGCGCAGAGAGGCGAAACGAGCAAGGCAGCGGGAUCAAAGCAUUGGAUGCGGAAGCAUGGUCGCCAUGCAGCUUCGAAGUCGGAAACGUCGGGGCACUCUCAUAUACCGCGGCCGGAGAAGGAGUCUGUGGUGGCUUCGCCAUGCUUCGCUCUGAUGAGAAGCGGUCCAUGUAUGCGGUAGGACACGACGACGACACCGAGUCCUGGAUGGGGAUGGGUGAGGUACCCAUCGCGGUCCGCGUCGCCGAGUACGUGCUGCGCUGGGAUGAUGACGAGGAAUAAUGGAUGGGUGGCUGUUCCCGUCCUUCUAGUGUUCAGCGUUGUGCGCAGACGCAGAGGACCUCCGCCGCGCCAAGGCGCAGAUGCAGACCCCUAGUCCGUGUCCCUCGUCUCUCCGUCUCUCGUCUUCCUUUUUCAUAUACAUAUACAUGUACCUGUACCACGGAUUGUGAAUCAGCCAGUUUGCGACCAGAUAGGAGGGAGAUGUGUUGAGGCGGCGACAGCUGCGACGCUUGAGCUUAUUGGAACUCGUUUCCCCUCCUCUCGUCGGGUUGUACUUGAAGAGCUGAGUGCUCAGAAUGAAGCUAGAAAGUAGAAACAGCGGGGUGAUCAGGG
Messenger RNA from Mycena citricolor, 5004 nucleotides. Lineage: Eukaryota; Fungi; Basidiomycota; Agaricomycetes; Agaricales; Mycenaceae. The record is from the annotation of a GenBank genome assembly.